UAUAUUUGUCAAUUGGAAAAAGAAAAAUUCUCAGUGGGCUCUCAAAAAGCUUUCAUCUUCCACUCCUCGAAACGAUUUGCCAAGUGAGCAAAGCAAAAGAACCCCCACCUUGCAUUCCCAUUUCUUCUCUCCGCGUUUUCCCUUUUCUCUCUCUUUUCGAUUGAUUCUCAGACGUUACAAAAAGCUUAAAACCCACGAACCCAGAACCCAGAACCACCAUUUUUUAACCAAACCCAUGAUUAUGGCUCUUCCCAUUUCCAGAUUACCUUCUCUCUUUCCCCUUCUCGCCAUUUUUCUUGCCUUCUCUACCUUUCUUUCUUCAACAGAAGCAUAUGAUCCACUUGAUCCAAAUGGAAACAUUACUAUCAAAUGGGAUAUUAUGAGCUGGACUGCUGAUGGAUAUGUUGCUGUUGUUACUCUGUAUAAUUUCCAACAAUAUCGUCACAUUCAAACACCGGGAUGGUCUCUCCAAUGGAAAUGGGCAAAGAAAGAAGUCAUAUGGGCCAUGUUGGGAGGCCAAACAACAGAGCAAGGUGAUUGUUCUAGAUAUAAAGGGAACAUCCCCCAUUGCUGCAAGAGGGAUCCAACGGUUGUCGAUCUAUUGCCCGGAACUCCUUAUAACCAGCAGAUUGCAAAUUGCUGUAAAGGUGGAGUUCUCAACUCCUGGGUGCAAGAUCCAGCUACUGCAGUGAGCUCAUUUCAGGUCAGUGUUGGUGCAGCCGGAACCUCAAAUAAAACUGUUCGACUGCCAAAGAACUUCACCUUAAAAGCACCUGGACCUGGUUAUACCUGUGGACCGGCCAAAAUUGUUAAACCGAGCAAAUUCAAUUCCCUCGACAAACGGAGAGUUACACAGGCAUUGAUGACAUGGAAUGUUACAUGCACAUAUUCACAAUUUCUGGCCCAGAAAACUCCUACUUGCUGUGUCUCGCUGUCAUCAUUUUACAACGACACAAUUGUUUCUUGCCCGAAGUGCUCCUGUGGCUGCCAAAGCAACUUGAACGCACCCCAAAGUUGUGUGGAACCAAAUUCUCCGCAUUUAGCUUCUGUUGUUACCAGUGCUAGUUCUAGCAAGAACAAUUUGACACCUUUGGUUCAGUGUACUGGCCAUAUGUGCCCUAUUCGAGUACAUUGGCACGUGAAGAUUAACUAUAAGGAGUAUUGGCGUGUGAAGAUCACAAUUACAAACUUCAAUUACAUGAUGAACUAUACAAAUUGGAACUUAGUUGUCCAACAUCCCAACUUCGACAAUCUAACACAGAUUUUCAGCUUCAACUACCAGUCAAUCAAUCCAUAUGGAACGAUAAAUGAUACUGCAAUCCUGUGGGGAGUCAAGUUCUACAACGAUUUGCUCAUGCAAGCAGGUCCUCUUGGGAAUGUACAGACAGAGCUACUUUUCCGGAAGGAUCAAUCAACUUUCACAUUUGAUAAAGGCUGGGCUUUCCCGAGGAGGAUCUAUUUUAAUGGCGACAAUUGUGUUAUGCCACCUCCAGAAGCCUAUCCCUACUUGCCGAACACAGGUUCUAAGCAAGGUGUCUCAGUGUUUACUAUGCUAUUGCUGACUUCAUUGACUCUCUUGUCCUUUCACCAUUCGUUUGCAUAACUUCUCGGUAUACUCGAGUCAUUCUGAAGUUUUGAGAUCAGUCUGGCCCAUACUAUUAAAAGAAAUGAUGAAUCUCAUGGAUGUGGAUCAUGACUUUUAACUUAGAUUGUUGCUUCAGGUGAAUUUUUUGGUGAUUGAAUUCACUUUGUAAAUGUUGUACUAUAUUACAGAAACUUUCUAAUAUUUCCAUGUCCGUGUCGAGAUCUGUUUAACUGUGGGAACUUGGAACAUUCAUUCAAAGCAAUUGUUAUCAUUAAAUGUCCUGCCAUUUUUUUA
This is a messenger RNA of Benincasa hispida (wax gourd), 1879 nucleotides long. RefSeq names its product protein COBRA-like. The record is from RefSeq and is a predicted model, not a curated record. Gene Ontology annotation, cellular component: plasma membrane. Gene Ontology annotation, biological process: cellulose microfibril organization; plant-type cell wall cellulose biosynthetic process. Lineage: Eukaryota; Viridiplantae; Streptophyta; Magnoliopsida; Cucurbitales; Cucurbitaceae.